Rhipicephalus microplus (southern cattle tick) is the source of this 1874-nucleotide messenger RNA. RefSeq lists its product as uncharacterized. Gene Ontology annotation, biological process: regulation of DNA-templated transcription. The record is from RefSeq and is a predicted model, not a curated record. Gene Ontology annotation, molecular function: DNA-binding transcription factor activity. NCBI's taxonomy places the organism in Eukaryota, Metazoa, Arthropoda, Arachnida, Ixodida, Ixodidae.
AGUGGUUUUCUUGUUCAAGCGUUAGUAAAACGUUUUCUCGCGUGCAGUUCAGCAGCCCAGGAAUUCUCAGCUACAGCUAAGCCAAACCGGCUCUCCUGGCCGAGUUGGAAAUGGACGCCGGACCCAUUCUUCGAGACAUCAUGAUGGGCCACUUCUUGGACGGAGGAGCUGACGGUGGCGAUAGCAUCUUCUCCGACAUCGAAGUCUGCGAACUGUCGCCGCCGACCACCGAAGAAGAACGGGGCGGUGCUCAGUACGAGUCGGCCGGACUGACCCCGACAUCGCCUACCCGUUCGUCCAAGUCCCGGCGCCAGUCUAGGCCUAACUACGCCGCGCUCGCCGGUAAGUCGCGUUCCCGCGCCAAGAGCGAGGCGCUUUGCAGCUUUGACGAAGUUCGCGUAGACGAGUGCGAAGAGGAAUCCGUUUCACCGGGUUACUUAGAAGACGAGGAAGAGGAUUACUCGGACGCGAUGAAGACCCGCGGCAGUUGCAUGAGCAAGAACGCCAUUGCCGCUAGAGAGAACAGGAUAAGGAAAAAGUUGUACGUGAGCAAACUCGAGCGAAGCGUUCGCCAUCUUUCAACCGAGAACGCUACCAUGAAGAGGCGAGCGCAAGAGAUGAGACGCGAGAUUGAAGAGCUUAGCGAAGAGGUGCAGUACUUGAGAAGCGUGCUGUGCAAUGCCGACGAGAUAAAGACCUUGGUGCGCAGCAUUCGGGCGGUUAGGCCUAGCCUGGCGACCAGUACCAAGAGUGCUGGCGACACGCUGAAGCGCGAGAGGGUGGAGGAAGACCACGAUUACGUCGCUGCAGGCGGCAAGAGGAGGCCGCCCGUCGACAAGAAGGCGGGUGGUGUGUGUAUCCACGUAGCCAACGGCACCGUGUCGUUGGAAUUCUGUCAUCGAUGUGCCGCUAAGUCCGAGGAUGCUUGGCAAGAUGGACAGUGAGUGCACCAAGCAAGCGGGGGGGUGACAAGAAUCGCGCCUGGGAGAGGCCGCCUUUUUUUUUUUCGAUUCCAUGGUGUGAACCUUCUGGACAGACGCGACAUACGAUGGUCGGUACAGCGUGUCCUUAUUUACCAGCUGUUAUCUGUUUAAGGACUUCGAAUGUGAACUGUGUGUGUGUGCCGCUUCCAGAUUGAACUGAGGACAGACACCUCUCUUUUUUGCUUUUCACGGUUUUUCUCGUUUCAGGUGAUCGUCUCUGGACGGUAGAGGCCUGCGAGUCUGGUACCGGCCGUCCACGCUCUGCACAGAGACGAGGAUCUUGGUCUCACAAUCCUUGCACACCAUCUACGAUGGUUGGUAUCUGUUAACCACCCCAAAAACUGCACAGACACAAACAGUUAGCGACGCCGUAGGCUCCGUUUAGACUUGCCUUUGUUACUCAUAGGUGCCUUACCAGCUUAGACACUUAUCUCGACAGUUUGAUUGUUUGUGAGAAUUGUGUGAGCAUUUUUAGACAGAGCAACACAAACACACUUGUCGCGCUGGCCUCAAGAACCAGUUAUUGGAGAAGCUUUUUGCUUUAUAGCUUCCACUGCUGACUGGGUGCUGCCUCAAGGAUCACCACGCAUGGGUCAAGAUGGUAUGUGGUAGGUCUCCGGUAAAACCUCGGUGAUUUUUUUUUUCCCCUUGUAUAAUAUUUCUCGAUCAGAUUUUAUUUGUUUGUUCAGGAUUGUUGCUGGUUAGUAGAGCCAAGCACGCUUACUUUUGUUGACUGUUGAAAGAUACGCUGUCGUAAACAUUUCUUGUGUAUUUAAAAUGGCUGUAAAUAUGUUUUGAAUGAGACACUGAUGUACCUGUGUGUGAGUAUUGUAAAUAUUGAAGGUGUGAUCAAUUUGAGCCACUUGAAAUAAAUGUGUUAUGCCACUAAAA